Messenger RNA from Caenorhabditis remanei, 966 nucleotides. RefSeq lists its product as uncharacterized. The coding region runs from base 1 to 966 and encodes 321 amino acids. Gene Ontology annotation, molecular function: ubiquitin protein ligase activity; zinc ion binding. The record is from RefSeq and is a predicted model, not a curated record. The transcript is spliced from 4 exons. Gene Ontology annotation, cellular component: cytoplasm. NCBI's taxonomy places the organism in Eukaryota, Metazoa, Nematoda, Chromadorea, Rhabditida, Rhabditidae.
AUGGUCGCAGACAUGGAGGAUGCCGAAAAAACAGCCCAAUUGCUCUUCGCCACUCAAGAUCCCCAAGUUUGCACCUUCCCAGAAGGCUACGUUCCCCGUCAGACUGUGUUCGCGUGUCUCACAUGUACUCCUGCUCCAGAAUUAGCCGGUGUCUGUUACGGAUGUUCUCUGCACUGUCAUGAAGACCACAACAUCAUUGAAUUGUACACAAAACGAAAGUUCAAGUGUGACUGCGGAAAUUCGAAAUUUGGAGACAAAAAGUGUACUUUGUACGAGGAAAAAGACGAGAAAAACGAGUUCAACGAGUAUAAUCAUAAUUAUCACGGCAAAUUCUGCACCUGCGACGCAUUUUAUCCGGAUGAACCUGAGAGAGCGUUCAUGCAAUGCGAACUCUGCGAGGAUUGGUUCCAUGACGAUCAUACACCGGCGACUUUUGUUGGUACCGAGGAAGGACAAGCAAAUGGAGAUGCAUCGGUGCAAAAUACUGCUUCGAUGAUCUGCUCGACGUGUAUCCGCCAAAAACUGCCAUUCAUCGCCCAUAUUCCAUCUGGAAAAGAUGUAUUCUGUCACUCGAAACUGUCGACAGAGCAACUCGUCAUUCCAGAAGAUCAGAAGGCUCUCAUGAUCUCACAUUUCAGAAAAAGACUCUGUAAAUGUACGGAUUGCACUCGUGUCUACGAUCUAGCCGACUGUGAAUAUUUGAUGGACGAAGAGGAUGAUAUGACGAAAUUCGAUGAGGAUUCGAAGAAGGCCAUCGAAAGAGAGCAACCGAUGAGUGAAGGUGAUGAGAUGAGAGAGUUGGUGAGAAGUGUUGGAAUGGAAGGAGCACAAGUCGUUUAUAGAGGACUGAACGAAUUCAAGCGAAAGUUCCAAGAACUCAUCGAUAAAGCAGGUGAUAGAAUAAUCACUGAGGCGGACGUCAAGGAGUGGACGGAGACGUUGAAGAAACGACCGAGACACGAAUAA